Seriola dumerili (greater amberjack) is the source of this 1135-nucleotide messenger RNA. It is a transcript of the gene cldn10l2, whose product is annotated as claudin-10-like. Lineage: Eukaryota; Metazoa; Chordata; Actinopteri; Carangiformes; Carangidae. Gene Ontology annotation, molecular function: structural molecule activity. Bases 65 to 847 code for a protein of 260 amino acids. Gene Ontology annotation, cellular component: plasma membrane; bicellular tight junction. Gene Ontology annotation, biological process: bicellular tight junction assembly; cell adhesion. The record is from RefSeq and is a predicted model, not a curated record. The transcript has 5 exons.
CUUGUGAGUUGCGCUGCUGUUUGAGCUUUGAACUCAGUGGACACCACCUGGUUCAACUUCAGACAUGGAUAAACGUCUCCUGCAAAUAUUGGGCUUCUUGGUCUCAUCACUGGGAUGGACGUUUGUGCUGUGCACCAUGGCCAUGGACUACUGGAGGAUCACCCAGUUAGGAGGACAAGGAGGCUCCUUCAUCAUUAGAGUGGCCUGGUACUGGUCCAACCUGUGGAAGGAUUGCUUCUCUGAUUCUACAGCUGUCACCAAUUGCAGAGACUUCCCAGUGCUCUGGACUGUCACCCCUUUCAUCCAGGGAGUGCGAGGAUUACUAAUGUGCGGGUUAACUCUGGGAUUCUUCGGUGUAGUACUUUGCUUUCUUGGGAUGGAGUGCACUUAUAUUGGUGGAGCUGAUAAAACCAAGGACAAAAUGCUUUUUGCCGGAGUAGUGUUUCAUGUUGCUGGUGGUGUGUCAGAUAUUUCUGCCUACUGCUUAUACAUCAACAGGAUCGCCAGAACAACCUUUGCUGCCAGUGUAGGGCCAGGAGUCCUACGGUAUGACCUAGGCCCUCCCAUAUUUCUUGGAUUGGUGGGAUGUUUUUUCAUCCUCUUGGGGGCUGUGUUCUAUUCUGUGACGGUCUGCCGAGUAAUCUGCCCCAAAAGUAAAGUGGUAUAUGCCUAUGAAGGAGGCACAUACAUGAGCCCUCGCUCCAGAGGACGAACGUACGCUGGAUACUACAAACCCUCCUGGCAGUAUGGAUCUUAUCUAGGCUCGGGUCGAUCCAGCAGCUCCAAGAUUUCAAAGCUCUCUCAGACAACACCAACAAAAAUCUCAGAAAGAGAUGCAUUCGUGUAGUAUCUUAAACCUUUUUUUAAAUUCAUAUACUUUUAUUCUAACACCAACAGGCAAGCACAAAAAUACAUAGGGGCUCAAAAUCUGAUUAGCUCAUAUUGUAGAUGAAUAUACCCUCAGCCUUCUCUUUAGAGCAGCAUAUGUACAAUUGUAUUUUUUUGUUGUUGUUGUUCUCAUUCACUUGUCAUGUUUUGUUUUUGUAAAACAGCCCAUUCUGUGUAUAAAAUAUACUUUCGUUUACUCUUCAUGUAUUAAUUCUGCUGUGAUAUAAUCAAAGCAUGUAUGACAACU